This is a messenger RNA of Brassica oleracea var. oleracea, 4233 nucleotides long. Its product is annotated as mediator of RNA polymerase II transcription subunit 16. Lineage: Eukaryota; Viridiplantae; Streptophyta; Magnoliopsida; Brassicales; Brassicaceae. The coding region runs from base 151 to 3879 and encodes 1242 amino acids. Gene Ontology annotation, cellular component: mediator complex. The record is from RefSeq and is a predicted model, not a curated record. Gene Ontology annotation, biological process: regulation of DNA-templated transcription. The transcript has 16 exons.
AAAAUUGGAUAGUGAAAUUGAAUUUUGGGAUUUGGAAUUUUCUACGCACUAACUCUCUUUCUCUCUCUACACGCACAGUGCUUUCUGUCGCCUUCAAUCGCGACUUUUUGUGCUUAUAAAGAUUAGGGUUUUAUUGCUCUCUCGCUUGACAUGAAUCAGCCCCAAGUUUCUUUGGGUAACAGCACUGGAGGAGACGCGGAGGAAGAAGAAGAAGAAGUGAAUCAACAUCAGGAGGAGGCUGAAUCUAGGGAUCAAAUCGUCGUCGAGGAGAAAUCAGCUGAGGGAGACGAUCAGAUGGAGGUUGAUCCCGUGAGUCCCGCAACUGUGUUCUGCGUUACUCUUAAACAGCCCAACUCCAAUUUGCUCCAUAAGAUGAGCGUCCCUGAACUCUGCCGUAACUUCAGUGCCGUCGCGUGGUGUGGCAAGUUGAAUGCUAUUGCUUGCGCUUCUGAGACCUGCGCCAGGAUUCCAAGCUCCAAGGCAAUUCCACCCUUUUGGAUCCCAAUUCAUAUCUUAAUACCCGAGCGACCUACUGAGUGUGCCGUGUUCAAUGUUGUGGCAGACUCUCCUCGUGACUCUGUCCAAUUUAUUGAAUGGUCUCCCACUUCUUGUCCUCGUGCAUUACUCAUUGCCAACUUUCAUGGACGGAUUACUAUCUGGACGCAGCCUACUCAGGGUGCGGCUAACCUAGUGCACGAUGCUACCUCCUGGCAGUGUGAGCAUGAAUGGCGUCAGGACAUUGCUGUUGUUACAAAGUGGUUGACGGGGGCUUCUCCUUAUAGGUGGUUAUCCUCCAACUCCAAGACAAGUUCUGGAACAAAUGCAAAGUCAACUUUCGAGGAGAAAUUUCUCUCACAGAGCUCCGAAAGCUCAGCUCGGUGGCCCAACUUUCUCUGUGUAUGCUCUGUUUUCUCAUCGGGGUCCGUUCAGCUUCAUUGGUCCCAGUGGCCUUCUAACCAAGGAGGCACUGCACCAAAGUGGUUUAGUACAAAGAAAGGUCUUUUAGGUGCAGGGCCUAGUGGGAUUAUGGCUGCUGAUGCUAUCAUAACGGACAGUGGUGCCAUGCAUGUAGCAGGGGUUCCGAUUGUAAAUCCCUCAACAAUUGUAGUAUGGGAGGUGACCCCUGGCCCGGGAAAUGUACUCCAGGCGACUCCAAAAAUCUCUACAGGCAGUCAUGUGCCACCAUCCCUUAGUUCUUCCGCUUGGACAGGCUUUGCUCCUUUAGCUGCAUACUUGUUCAACUGGCAAGAAUACUUGAUAUCCGAGAUAAAUAAAGGGAAGAAGCCUACGGAUCAAGAAUCCAGCGAUGCAAUAUCACUUAGCUGCUCGCCAGUUUCCAAUUUUUCUGCUUACGUAAGUCCCGAAGCUGCAGCUCAGUCUGCGGCAACCACUACAUGGGGAUCUGGAGUUACUGCUGUUGCUUUUGAUCCAACUCGUGGUGGUUCAGUAAUAGCUGUUGUUAUAGUUGAGGGACAGUACAUGUCGCCAUAUGAUCCAGAUGAAGGUCCUUCAAUCACAGGUUGGAAAGUACAGCGCUGGGAAUCAAGUGUUCAACCUGUUGUACUGCAUCAGAUAUUUGGAAGCCCAACUUCGAAUUUUGGUGGACAGGUCCCCACACAAACUGUCUGGGUAUCGAGAGUGGAUUUGAGCAUACCACCUACAAACGAUUUCAAGAAUCAUCAAACAGCUGUUGCAGGGCCUAGUGUGGAUGCACAAAAGGAGCCUGAUUCUGGUGAUGACAAGGCUAACAAGGUUGUUUUUGACCCUUUUGAUUUGCCAAGUGAUAUUCGUACACUUGCACGGAUUGUCUAUUCUGCUCAUGGUGGUGAAAUUGCGGUUGCUUUUCUUCGCGGCGGAGUUCAUAUCUUUUCGGGUCCAACUUUUUCACCCGUUGAAAACUAUCAAAUAAAUGUCGGUUCAGCUAUUGCUGCACCCGCAUUUUCUCCAACGAGCUGCUGCUCGGCUUCUGUAUGGCAUGAUGCUGCGAAGGACUGUGCUAUGUUGAAUAUCAUUCGUGUUCUUCCGCCUGCCCUUCCACCUAACCAAUCAAAGGUUGAUCAAUCAAUGUGGGAGCGGGCGAUUGCUGAGAGAUUCUGGUGGAGUCUUUUGGUUGGAGUUGAUUGGUGGGAUGCAGUUGGCUGUACACAGAGUGCUGCAGAGGAUGGCAUUGUUUCGCUGACCAGCGUGAUUGCUGUCAUGGAUGCUGAUUUUCAUUCCCUUCCUUCAACACAACACAGGCAACAAUAUGGUCCUAAUCUAGACAGGAUCAAAUGUCGGUUACUUGAAGGAACCAAUGCUCAGGAGGUUCGUGCCAUGGUCUUAGAUAUGCAAGCAAGAUUGUUGUUGGACAUGCUUGGAAAAGGAAUUGAAUCAGCUCUUGUGAACCCUUCAGCGUUGGUUAUUGAGCCAUGGCGAACAGAUGGUGAGACCAUAUUAGGCACCGAUCCUGAGGCAAUGGCUGUCGAUCCUGCUCUUGUUUCCAGUAUUCAGGCUUAUGUGGAUGCUGUUCUUGACCUGGCUUCUCAUUUUAUCACACGUUUAAGACGCUAUGCGAGUUUUUGUCGGACACUUGCAAGCCAUGCUGCUUCCACUGGAACUGGCAGUAAUCGCAACAUGGUUGCCAGUCCCACACAAAAUGCAUCGUCUCCUGCAACAAUCCAGGCUGUUCCUGACAAGUCAGUGAAUCACGGACCAGGGCAACCUACUGCUACUACUAGUACUACAAACUCCAGCGGAAGCACACAAAUGCAAGCUUGGAUGCAAGGUGCCAUAGCGAAAUUUAGUAGCUCAAAUGAUGGAGUGUCAAACUCUACUGCAAGCCCAGUCAGUGGUUCAGCUACCUUCAUGCCAAUAAGCAUCAAUACAGGAACAUUUCCUGGAACACCAGCUGUUCGGCUCAUUGGGGACUGUCAUUUCCUUCACCGGUUAUGCCAGCUGUUGCUAUUCUGUUACUUCCAGAGGUUACAGGCUUCACGAAAUCACCAGAGAAAUGCUGAUGCCAGUUCACAAAAGCUUCAAACGGGGGCUACCAGCAAGUCGGAAGAGGUCAACUCUGCUAAACCAAACCCUGCCUUGAACAGGAUGGAGGAAGCCCAGGGAUUCCGGACUUCUCAGUUGGGUGCUGGAGUGAAAGGGAUUGAUGAUAAUUCUGCCCGUACAACAAAGAUGGGAUCUGGGAAUGCUGGUCAAGGCUAUACUUUUGAGGAGGUGAGAGUUCUUUUCCAUAUACUAAUGGAUCUCUGCAAGAGAACAGCUGCGCUUCCGCAUCCCUUGCCUGGCUCUCAGGUAGGUAGUGGGAACAUCCAAGUUCGACUUCACUAUAUUGAUGGAAACUACACUGUGUUGCCUGAGGUGGUAGAAGCAGCUCUUGGACCACAUAUGCAGAACAUGCCUCGUCCAAGAGGAGCUGAUGCUGCUGGCCUUCUACUUCGGGAGUUGGAGCUUCAUCCCCCAUCCGAAGAAUGGCAUAGAAGAAAUUUAUUCGGUGGUCCCGGAACAGAUCCUGAGGAUGCGGUCCCGUCAGAUGAUACUUUUUUCACGCAGGGUCAUUCCCUAGAUGUGUACGACAGAGUCCAAAGUCUUUGGCCAAGAAAACGCAGAAUGUCUGAAAGAGAUGCGGCUUUUGGUUUAAAUACUUCUGUGGGUUUGGGUGCUUAUCUUGGGAUCAUGGGUUCUCGUAGGGAUGUUGUCACCGCCACGUGGAAAACUGGUCUUGAAGGAGUUUGGUACAAGUGCAUAAGAUGCUUAAGGCAGACAUCUGCAUUUGCUUCACCAGGUGCUUCUAAGCAGCCAAAUCCGAAUGAACGUGAGGCGUGGUGGACCAGCCGUUGGGUUUAUUGCUGCCCCAUGUGUGGUGGAACGUGGGUCCGUGUUGUAUAGAAGAUCUACUAUGCCUGGUUUGUCAAAUUACCAGUUAAUUUGAAGAUAGUGCAAAAACCAAACCAAUGGGAUUAAAGAGGUAUAAGGUUAGCUUGUACACCCAAAAGCUAUUCACCAUACUUGCGAUAAUUUAAGUUUUGUUACUUGACAAAAUUGCGUGGGAUAAGAAGCGAAAGGGUAUCUGCAAGGGUCUUUUUAUGUAGUGACUUGUUAGACUUGGUAGAAGCCCGUAUGGUUUAUAGCUUUGCUUCUUGUGGACUGUUUAAACUCUCCAGACUAUGGUGAUGGUGUAAUAUAUAGAGUCCAUGAUGUAGUAGAAUCCAUGAUUAAACUUAUGUAUUCGUUGACUUUUGA